AUCAAAUCCGCAUCACUUCUUACUAUCUUUGCCAGCCGGUUCACCAUAUUAUCAUCAUUGAUCUGCAUGAUGUUGCAGAAAACAUCAGUUGUCUGUUAUCCACAGGGUGUUACGAUCGUCAAACCCAUCGUAUUCGGAAACGUUGCUCGGUAUUUUGGAAAGAAGCGAGAGGAGGAUGGACACACUCACCAAUGGUCUGUGUACGUGAAACCAUACAGAAACGAGGAUAUGUCUGCAUAUGUGAAGAAAAUACAGUUCAAGCUACAUGAAAGUUAUGUGAAUCCACUCAGAGUCGUGACGAAGCCUCCGUACGAGAUCACAGAGACGGGCUGGGGAGAGUUUGAGAUCAUCAUCAAGAUAUUUUUCAUCGACCCCAAUGAGAGGCCGGUGACUCUCUACCACCUACUGAAGCUCUUCCAGUCAGACUCCAGUGCCAUGCCCAAGAAGACGGUGGUCUCUGAAUUCUAUGAUGAAAUGAUCUUCCAGGACCCCACAGCCAUGAUGCAACAGCUCCUUAGCACCUCUAGACAACUGACCCUGGGGGCCUAUAAACACGAGACGGAGUUUGCGGAGCUGGAGCUGCGGACGCGGGAGAAGCUGGAAGCAGCGAAGAAGAAGACCAGUCAGGAGAUCACAGACCUGAAGGAUAGACUGAAGGCCAGCAGAGAGACCAUCAACUUCCUGAAGGGAGAGAUACGCAAGCUGGAGGAGGAGGACCAGAUCAAAGACCACUGAUACACACACACACUGGGUGAAUCUCAAUUGUAUUUUCUUGAUUCCUCAUACCUUCUCUCCUUGCAUCCUUCUCAAAACUCAUUGGAACACAAGAUAUGAGGUUCCUUGUCUUGGAUCUUCUAUGUGUUUUGAGAAGGAGAUGAGAGAGGACGCAAUGAAUCAUGGAUAUACAAUUGAGACACACCCUAAAUUCCAAAUCAACCUAUAGGACAUCUUCCCGAGGCACCCCCUGUAGAUCUGAAGGGUUUGGAUAGGUGGAGGCAAUAUGGUGCUUGUGACUCACCUUGUCUUCUGAUUUCUGAUAGGCUGGAUGGAGUUUACGCCUUUUGUCUUCCACCUAUCCAACCCCUUCAGAGCAAAGGGAGGUGC
Molecule: messenger RNA, 1104 nt
Organism: Oncorhynchus gorbuscha (pink salmon)
Lineage: Eukaryota; Metazoa; Chordata; Actinopteri; Salmoniformes; Salmonidae
Product: YEATS domain-containing protein 4-like
Exons: 6
Coding region: 67-735 (222 amino acids)
Biological process (GO): regulation of DNA-templated transcription
Source: RefSeq, a predicted model, not a curated record